Messenger RNA from Rhizophagus irregularis DAOM 181602=DAOM 197198, 264 nucleotides. Lineage: Eukaryota; Fungi; Glomeromycota; Glomeromycetes; Glomerales; Glomeraceae. The record is from RefSeq and is a predicted model, not a curated record.
AUUUUCUUCUCUAAAAAAAAGAGUAAAAAUCAACAGAAAAAAAAAAUGAAAUUCAACCUAUUUUUGCUUCUUCUAACUACCCUUGCUGCUGCUGUUGCUUCGAUAUCGCAACCAAUUUGUUGCGAUCAUGUUGAUUGCCCUCCAGGUUAUACCUGUGAACAUGAUGAUUCUCCCUGUUCCCCUCGUGGUUAUUGCAGUGCAUAAUUAGAGCUCCAGAAUAAUGAUAAAUCUAAAUAAAAUAAGAAGCGUGUUAGUGUGUUAUUU